Messenger RNA from Hemibagrus wyckioides, 2414 nucleotides. Its product is annotated as adhesion G-protein coupled receptor G2-like. The transcript is spliced from 10 exons. Lineage: Eukaryota; Metazoa; Chordata; Actinopteri; Siluriformes; Bagridae. Gene Ontology annotation, cellular component: membrane. Bases 22 to 1431 code for a protein of 469 amino acids. Gene Ontology annotation, biological process: cell surface receptor signaling pathway; adenylate cyclase-activating G protein-coupled receptor signaling pathway. The record is from RefSeq and is a predicted model, not a curated record. Gene Ontology annotation, molecular function: G protein-coupled receptor activity.
AAAAAAUACAUUGAUUUUCUCAUGAGCCUACAGUUUAAUGGAACAACCAAAAACUAUGACCUAGAGGAAUUUAACAUGUCUGUAGUUAAGAUGGAUAUGAUGAACACAAUGGGUGAUGGAUUUGUACAGAUCCGUGCUCCAAAGACACCUGAUUAUGAUCUUCCUUUGGAUGUGUUCCUACCUACUAAGCCUUUUGUUCAACAGAAGGUUGGUAUACUGACAUAUCCCUCGGUGGAUAUCUUUAUAAAUGACCCAAAGACUGUGUUGAAGUCCAAAGUUAUUCGGGUUGAAACUGUUGGACAUGAGAUCAAGAAGUUGUCUGAACGGCUUUUCAUCAAGUUUACAGUGAACGGUAGUGGAAUAAUAAUAACAGAAAACCAUACACUGCAGUGUCUUUUCUAUAACGUGGAUGCAUCAGCAGGGCUGGAGUGGGAUAACAUGGGGUCUUUCACCGACCUGGAGAAUUUUAACAGCAAUAACGCUGUAAUCUGUUCAUAUGAUCACAUGACCCCAUUUGCUGUACUUCUGGUUGACAUGAAUGUGACACAAAUUGAUUCUCAGCAGUGGAAAAUCCUGUCCACUAUUAGUUACAUAGGUUGUGGUCUUUCGUCAUUUUUCUCAGCAGUCACCAUCUUCCUCUACACUUUCAUGAAGACCUCAGACAGAGACACUUCCAUCCGUAUCCAUGUUUCUCUGAGUGUAGCCAAUUUCCUCCUCAACAUCAGCUUCUUGUUCAUUGAAUGGGCAGCCACGUGGCCUGAACUCAUUGCAUGCAUCUUUAUAGCAGUGAUAAUACAUUACAGCCUCCUGUCCUGUUUCUCCUGGAUGGCCAUUGAAGCAUUACACUUGUACUUGCUUCUAAUCAAAGUGUUGAACACCUACAUCAAGCACUACAUGAUCAAGCUGUCACUGUUUGGAUGGGGACUGCCUGCUGUCCUUGUUGGAGGAAGUCUGUCUGUUUAUGGUAUUAUACCUUUUUAUGGCACCUCAAGAAUAAAAUUAUCAAACACAAAUGCAACAGUGAAUUUCUGCUGGAUUACUGAUGAUCGCCUUCUGUAUGGCAUGAACAUCACCUACUUCUCCAUAACGUUCCUGUUCAACACGUCCAUUCUGGUGGCAGUGACGCGUCAGAUCAGUAAGCUCCGGCGCAUGAACGUCAGGGGCAGCAAUCUUCCAUCUUGUAGGGACGUUUGCACUGUCCUCGGCCUGACCUUGCUGCUGGGAGUGACAUGGAGUUUGGCUUUCUUUACAUCAGGAUACACAAACUACCCCAUUCUUUACCUCUUCUGUAUCUUCAACUCCCUGCAAGGGUUGUUUCUCUUCCUGUGGGUCUGCACUACAAUGAAGACGAACAGGCGUCUCAAGGAAAACUCUGUGUCCAAGCCAAAACGUGCUAAUGUCAAGACCUGUGAAAGCAGCUUUUCCCAGUGAUCAGAUCAUUAUGUAAUUUAGUGGUGAUAUGAUCGUAUCAAGACAAGAACAAGUCAUACAAGUGAUUUAAAACCUGAUUCGACGCCUUGCUUAUUCAUUUUUUUAUAUUCACAGUUGCCUGGGAGCCGUGGAGGUUUCUUAUUAUCGACAUUACCAAAGUAAAAUGUGAUGCACACUGUUUUGUAUAAAAUCUACUGUGUGUAGCAGGUAUAAUGAUCUAAUGCAAUUUAGACUGAUUACUUAUUAAUUCAUCACAUCUACCUACUGAUCUUUUUGGUUUACAUCGGCGAUGGCCUACAGCCAAUGAGAGAGCGAGAUACAGGGCAGCGGUGAGUUCGGGGAGGAGUUAUAGACCACAGUAUCAGCAUGCACAGCUUCGGUUGGAGCACAAUAUUAUAGUGUUUAUUAUUGUAAAUCGUGCAGUGUGAACCCGGUAUUGGUCAUUUGAAUCCUUAUUCUGUGAGCUAAUAUCAGAGCACCCCCUGCUGGCCUGACUGGACAUUAACUUCACUUUGGGAUGUGAAUGGGGACCAAUUAUUCUUUAAACAGUGAAGCAAUAUGAAUUUCCUUCAUAUUAGUAAGCAAACCUACCUUAGGAAGUCCACGAUAAAUUACAAUCUAAAUUUAAAUGUAAUUAUAAAUAAUUCAAAAUAAAAGAAAACAGAAAAAAAUAAUCAUGAGAAUUUCAGCUUAUUUUUAUAUGGGUAUGUUUUGAGUAUGUAAAUUAGGUCUGUUCUAUUUGUUCUUGUACUAAUAAUUUGUACUAAUUUAAUUUUUUAUGAAUAUAGAAUGGUGUUAGCUUUAGAUACAUUAUAAGCAGGUUUGUUCAUGAAAUGUAUGUUCAUGAAUCGUAAAAGUAUUGUUGUCGUUUUCUAUUUAUUUUGCUUUAGGAAGUGACACUUGUAAGUAAGGUAGUCAAAUUUCAUUGUACUAUUAUAUUACUUUAUUCAUGCAUUUAUAUGUGAUUUUCUGAAUAUCUUUCU